AAACAGUCCUUUCCUAAUAAACCGACAUGUAGCACCUUCUUCGCAUCCAUAACAACUCCCACAAUUCCCACAAAUAUUUCUCUAUAAAUAACAUCCAAACGUUUGCCACUUUAACACAUCCAGUGAAGCAAAAAUAACCUCCCACAGAAGAUUAAUUACUACUAAUCCAUUAUGGCUAACAGCAGAUUUGCUCGUCCAAUUUUUGACAACCCCUUUCUUAAGAUUGAAGAAAAAAAAGGUGACACAGUAAAACGUAACUCUGAAUCCCUUAGACAAGCCAAUUGUGAUCCCAAAGGCACUUCGUUAGUCGUAACCAGGGACGUAGAUCUCGACACCAGUAAAAAUACCUGGCUUCGACUUUACGUGCCUAGACGACUAACAAAAGCUACUAAUCCUAAGAAAUUACCGCUCAUUGUGUACUAUCAUGGUGGUGGCUUUGUUUAUUUCCAUGCCAAUACGUUUAUUUUCGACGUUUUUUGUCAAGCACUAGCUGAAAGAGUUGGUGCUAUGGUAAUAUCACUCGAAUAUCGUCUUGCCCCUGAAAAUCGCCUUCCUGCAGCUUAUGAUGAUGCCAUGGAUGGGUUACAAUGGAUUAAGUCCACUAAGGAUGAAUGGGUCAGUAACUAUGCUGAUUUGAAAAACGUUUUUCUCUGUGGAACUAGCUCUGGAGGCAAUUUGGCUUACAAUGCAGGUCUACGUGCCGCAGCUAUAGCUAAAGAGCUAGAGCCUUUGAAGAUCAAAGGGUUGAUUUUGCAUCAUCCAUAUUUCAGUGGGAAAAACAGGACAGAAUCAGAAGAAAAGCUGAAAGAUGAUCAACUACUUCCACUUCAUGCUAUUGACAAGAUGUUUGACUUGUGUUUGCCAAAAGGCGUUGAUCAUGAUCAUGAAUAUUGUAACCCUUGUGCUAAUGGAGGGUCAAAACAUUUAGAUGAUAUAAAGGAAUUAGGAUGGAAGGUUUUGGUUAGUGGUGCAUCUGAAGAUCCUUUAGUUGAUGCUGCUCGUAAUUGUGUUAGGUUGAUGGAAGAGAAAGGUAUAAGAGUAUUCAAGUUCUUUAGAGAUGGUUACCAUGCUAUGGAAGUGUUUGAUCAAUCAAUGGCCCAGGCUUUAUAUGAUGCUACCAAAGAUUUCUUAUAUGCUGCUACUAGAAUUUAAAUUAUAAUAGUAAUAUCUAUGUUGUGUUUGUUUCAUUUCAUUCUGGUGCAGGUGAGUUUAAUUUCUUUGUUCAAAUAAGAGAGCGCUGUACUCCAUAUAGUGUAUGGAAGUUUAAUAAGUUGUUCUACUUUUCUGAUGAA
Molecule: messenger RNA, 1292 nt
Organism: Lycium ferocissimum
Lineage: Eukaryota; Viridiplantae; Streptophyta; Magnoliopsida; Solanales; Solanaceae
Product: probable carboxylesterase 120
Exons: 2
Coding region: 172-1152 (326 amino acids)
Molecular function (GO): hydrolase activity
Source: RefSeq, a predicted model, not a curated record